UAGAGUCAGAUGUUAAAUGCCCUACUCAGUCACAUGGGAUGUAUUUUUUGCUGUUCACUUAUCAGCCUCCAACUGUGAUCCAUCUGAAAGAUCAUCUAGAACUACAGAACACACCUGAAUCUAUAGUUUACUGACCAAGAAAUAACAGAUGUUGAGGAACAUUAUAAACUCCUUGGGAGCUACAGCUGGUGACCAAUGGGAUCGUUUUUCUUGGUCGGCUUACCAGUAUAAUACAUUAUUACUCAUAUACAAUGCCGGUUUCUAUAAUGGCCUCCAGUGCCAUCAUAUCCCUCUACUGGGAGGUUUUCCCUCCAAUGCCCACCUGUCGGGUCUACUGCACACCAGCCUAUCAAGAGGGGCAUUUAUUUGUCAUGGGAGGAUGUAGCAAAACAGGACUUCCUUUGGACACUGUAGAAAUGUUGGACGUGGAAUCCCAGACAUGGGCAGUGCUACCUCCACUCCCAACUCCCCGGGCUGGAGCUGCUGCUGUCACCAUGGAUAAACAGGUUCUGGUGGUUGGCGGAAUGAAUUCAGAACAGUGUCCAUUGCCAUCUGUGGAGAUAUACAACAGUGAUGAGGGAAAGUGGGAAACAAAAGCACCACUGUGCCAACCAUCCAUGGGCAUCAGUGCCAUAGAAAAAGAAGGGAAGAUAUAUGCCCUGGGAGGAAUGGGCACAGAUACCGCCCCUCAGGCCUUGGUAAGAGUCUACGAGCCAUCAAUGGACAGCUGGCAGCAACUCCCCUGCAUGCCCACCCCACGUUACGGUGCCUCCACUUUCCUGCGGGGAAACAAAAUCUUUGUCUUGGGGGGCAGACAGGGUAAGCUUCCAGUAACCGCCUUUGAGGCUUUGGACCUGGAGAUGAAAAGCUGGACGCGAUAUCCCAGCAUCCCAAGCCGGCGUGCCUUUGCCAGCUGCACCAUGUCCGAGAGCACUUUCUUCAGUCUUGGUGGCUUGCAGCAACCUGGUCCCCACAAUUUCUACUCCCGACCCCACUUUGUGAACACUGUGGAGAUGUUUGACUCUGAGCAAGGUGUCUGGAGCAAACCCGGGCGGUCCACCCGCAUGAGGGAGAAGAGAGCCGACUUUGUCGCUGGGUACUUGGGGGGCCGCGUGAUUGCUGCAGGAGGACUCGGCAAUCAGCCUUCUCCGUUGACCUCCGUAGAAGGCUUCAACAUGGUGAAGAAGAGGUGGGAGAUUUUGCCAUCGAUGCCGACCGGACGAUGUUCCUGCUCGAGUCUUCAGUCCAGCAACAUGCUGUUUGUGAUUGGUGGUGUGGCACAGGGACCCAGCAGUGCUGUGGAAGCUCUUUGUAUCUUGGAGGAUGCUUGAAAAAAAUAACCUUUUAAUUGACGAAACCAACAUCGUUGGGGGUGGUAAAAGUGCCUGAACAUCUCUAGUUAUGUGAAACACAAGCCCAAAAUCAAUGGAUCAGUAUGGUUAUCAGCAGAGUAAUAGUGCUAGCUUAAAAUGGAAGGCAACUUAAGUCGAUGGCAGUGGUAUGUCCACAAAGGAGGAAGACAUUUGUUUGCGGAACAAUGGACAUUAAAAGUAUCUGGACCACUGCUGAAAGCCAACAGUAGAGUUUAGCCUUGUUAGAACCGAAGAGCUGUUUUAGUUGUGUAACAAAAAUAAAUAUAAAAAAAGACUUACUAACGUGGAAGGUUAUACAAACGUGUCUCCUGUUACCAAAAA
Molecule: messenger RNA, 1694 nt
Organism: Nanorana parkeri
Lineage: Eukaryota; Metazoa; Chordata; Amphibia; Anura; Dicroglossidae
Gene: KLHDC8B
Product: kelch domain containing 8B
Exons: 5
Coding region: 252-1331 (359 amino acids)
Molecular function (GO): protein binding
Source: RefSeq, a predicted model, not a curated record